AUGUCUUAUGGAACAAUAUUAGUAACAGGAGGAACACGAUUUGUAGGAACUUAUUGUGUAACCAGCUACUCGAACAAGGAUAUAAUGUUCAUACAUCUGUCAGAGACUUGA
Messenger RNA from Debaryomyces tyrocola, 111 nucleotides. The record is from the annotation of a GenBank genome assembly. Lineage: Eukaryota; Fungi; Ascomycota; Pichiomycetes; Serinales; Debaryomycetaceae.